UGAGCCCGCCCCUAGCUGGGGAGAGAGCUGGCGCACGGCGGAGCACAUCGCAGUGAACUGUUUGAGCAGCAGUAUGCCAGGGACUGCGCGAAGCGCUCAUGUCCCAGCAGUGUGCUUCACCGCCCAGAGACCAUCUACCCAAGAGUCGGGGACAAUAAAGUUGGAUGAGGCAGGCGGACCGGAGGCUCGAAGCCCGGAGUGACCGGAGGAAUACAGUAUUACCACAGGACUGCAGGCUGCCGCACUCCUCUGAACGUGGACAAUCAUGCAUGUGCUCUUCUGGGGCUUGGGGUUCCUACUAUUCCCUGAUUUGUUGAAUGUAAGCGCGUCUACGGGGAGAUUGCUUUUGAAUUCAAGCACAGGGAAAGAGGAGGUCGGCGCGUACGAGAUUGUUACGCCGGUGCGAGUGAAUGAAGCCGGUGACAAGUUUCCAACCAGUGAACACUUCAAGAGGAAAAGGCGAAGUCUGGACGAGGGCACCGGCAACAGCACGGAUCACUGGGCCUCGUCAGAUAUCCACUACAGGAUAUCUGCUUUCGGACAGAACUAUCACCUCAACCUCACGCUGGAUUCGGGAUUUAUCGCACCUUUCUACACUGUGACAAUACUUGGAGUACCCGGAGGGGACAACGUAACGGAUUUUGCAACAGAUGGGGAGGAGGAGGAGGAGGAGGAGGACACGGAGUUAAGGCACUGCUUCUAUAAAGGACACGUAAAUGCACAAGCAGAGCACGCCGCGGUCAUCAGCUUGUGCGCCGGACUGCUUGGCACCUUCAGGUCUCCAGAUGGGGAGUAUUUUGUGGAGCCCCUACACAGCUAUCAAGGAGAACACUAUGAAGAGGAACACACAAAACCUCAUAUUGUUUACAAGAAGAGUGCACCUAAAAAAACCACAUCUGGGGAGAACUCAGCUUGUGACACUUCAGGACACAAACACAGACAGAAGAGGCUCAAGCGGAAGGGAAGGCCAGCGGCUGGCGUGACCACUGUGUCCAAUGCAGCCCCUGUGGUCAGCGCUGGUAUAUUCAGUGACGUGCAGUCACUGAGUUCCAGCCUGGUCGGCGAUGCUUUGCUCAGUUCAGAGAGCGGCAGUGCUGGCGCUGGACCAUCAAACGACAGCAGCGGUGACUCAGGACCUCACAGGAGAUCAAAACGCUUCCUCUCCUACCCGCGCUUUGUUGAAGUCAUGCUGGUGGCCGACAGCAAGAUGGUGGAGCAUCAUGGCAGCAACUUGCAGCACUACAUACUCACGUUAAUGUCCAUAGUGUCUUCCAUCUAUAAGGACCCCAGCAUUGGCAACCUGAUUAACAUUGUGAUUGUAAAGUUAGUCAUAAUAAACAACGAGCUGGAGGGUCCAGUCAUUUCCUUUAAUGCACAGACCACUUUAAAGAACUUCUGCAUUUGGCAGCAGAGCCAGAACAUCCUGGAUGACAACCACCAUUCCCAUCACGACACUGCCAUCCUCAUCACCAGACAGGACAUCUGCAGAGCAAGGGAUAAGUGUGACACCUUAGGACUUGCAGAGCUGGGCACAGUGUGUGAUCCGUACAGGAGCUGCAGCAUCAGCGAGGACAACGGACUCAGCACUGCGUUCACUAUUGCCCAUGAACUUGGCCAUGUGUUCAACAUGCCUCAUGACGACAGCAACAAGUGUAAGGAGGAUGGGGUUAAGAUUCAGCAACAUGUGAUGGCUCCCACGCUUAACUACAACACAAACCCUUGGAUGUGGUCCAAGUGUAGCAGGAAGUACAUCACAGAGUUCCUCGACACAGGAUAUGGUGAAUGCUUACUCGACGAGCCGGUUUCUCGGCCGUACGGUCUCUCGCAGCAGCUGCCUGGACGGAUAUACAAUGUCAAUAAACAGUGUGAAUUGAUAUUUGGGCCGGGAACGCAGGUGUGCCCUUAUAUGACUCAGUGUCGGAGGCUGUGGUGCACCAGUCCAGAGGGUGCCCAGCAGGGAUGCAGGACCCAGCACAUGCCGUGGGCAGACGGCACUGACUGCUCCCCUGGGAAGCACUGCAAACAUGGCCUGUGUAUAGCCAAAGAGCAGGACGCCACACCUGUGGAGGGGGCCUGGGGAGUUUGGAGCCCAUUCGGUACCUGUUCGCGGACAUGUGGCGGGGGCAUCAAGAUCGCUGUGCGCGAAUGCAACCGACCUGUGCCCAGGAAUGGAGGAAUGUAUUGCGUUGGUCGCCGGAUGAAGUUUCGUUCCUGUAACUCUGAGCCCUGCUCCAAGCAGAAGAAGGACUUCAGGGAGGAGCAAUGUGCCGCUUUUGAUGGCAGGCACUUCAACAUCAACGGUCUACCUCCAAAUGUUCGCUGGGUGCCCAAGUACAGCGGAAUCUUGAUGAAGGACAGGUGUAAGCUGUUCUGCAGGGUGGCAGGCAGCACGGCCUACUAUCAGCUCAGGGACAGGGUCAUUGAUGGCACGCCGUGUGGACCUGAUACCAAUGACAUCUGUGUCCAGGGCCUGUGCAGGCAAGCGGGCUGUGACCAUGUAUUGAACUCUAAAGCCAGGAGGGACAAAUGUGGCGUUUGCGGAGGUGACAACUCUUCCUGCAAAACGGUGGCAGGCACCUUCAACAUUGUUCGCUAUGGCUAUAAUGAAGUAGUGCGAAUACCCAGCGGUGCUACAAAUAUAGAUGUGCGUCAACACAGCUACUCAGGGAAACCAGAGGAUGACAACUACCUCGCCAUAUCAAAUAGCCGUGGAGAGUUCCUGCUUAAUGGAGAGUUUGUGGUCAGCAUGUUCAAAAGGGAAAUCAAAGUGGGAAAUGCCGUCAUCGAGUACAGUGGCUCUGACCAUGUCAUCGAGAGGAUCAACUGUACUGAGCGUAUCGAAGAGGAGAUCACUGUCCAGGUGCUGUCUGUGGGGAACCUGUACAACCCAGAUGUCAGGUACUCCUUUAAUGUCCCUAUAGAGGACAAACCUCAGCAGUUCUUCUGGGAUGCCUAUGGGCCCUGGCAGGAGUGCAGCCGCCUGUGCCAAGGAGAGCGAAAACGGAAGAUUCUCUGCAGCAGAGAGUCGGACCGGGUGGUGGUGUCAGACCAGAGGUGUCACGGUACAGCCAGACCAGCUGUCAUCACUGAGCCCUGCAAUGCUGAAUGUGAACUCAGGUGGCAUGUGGCCCGCAAGAGUGAGUGCACAGCGCAGUGCGGUCUGGGAUAUCGGACCCUAGAAAUAUACUGUGCCAAAAUCAGCCGUACAGAUGGCAAGAUCCAGAAAGUUGAUGACCGCUACUGCAGUGGUCAGCGCAAACCUGAUGACAAGGAAGGUUGCCAUGGAGACUGUAACCCCGGUGGCUGGGAGUACUCAUCUUGGUCAGAGUGCUCCAAGAGCUGUGGUGGGGGAACACGCCGACGAGGGGCAGUGUGUCGAAAGGCAGCUGAGGCUGGCGGCGAUGAGAGCAAAUGCAGUCAGAGGGACAAGCUGACCGUCCAACCCUGCAAUGACUUUCUCUGUCCACAAUGGAAGACUGGGGACUGGUCUGAGUGCCUCGUGACAUGCGGUAAAGGUUACAAGCACCGUCAGACGUGGUGUCAGUUUGGUGAGGACCGUCUAGACGAUCGCUUCUGUGGCUCAUCUAAACCUGAGUCAGUGCAGACGUGCCAGCAGCAAGAGUGUGCCUCUUGGCAGGUUGGACCCUGGGGACAGUGUACUACCUCGUGUGGGCCAGGCUACCAAAUGAGAGCUGUGAAGUGUGUGGUCGGCUCUUAUGGUGCUGUCAUGGAUGACACUGAAUGUAAUGCUGCCACCCGACCCACUGACACCCAGGACUGUGAACUGGCUCAGUGUCCCAGCAGCCACCCUGUUCCCCCAGGGACAAAAGUCCCCUCCCACCAGGCCCACAAAACCCAGUGGCGGUUUGGUUCCUGGACUCAGUGUACGGCUAGCUGCGGCAAAGGUACGCGGAUGCGCUAUGUGAGCUGCCGUGACAACCAGGGCGGUGUGGCAGAGGAGUCGGCUUGUGCCCACCUACCAAAACCCCCUGCCAGAGAGGUGUGCUCAGCAGUGGCCUGCGGACAGUGGAAAGUGCUGGAAUGGACAGUGUGCUCGGUUACCUGUGGCCAGGGGAAGACGACACGGCAGGUACUGUGCGUCAUCAGCGACCAAGAAGUGAAUGCGAGUGAGUGUGACCCAGAUGAUCGUCCUACCACCGCGCAGGACUGCGCUAUGUCUCAAUGCCCGUCCCGCUCCAGUGAGUCCCGACCUCUGCCGUCCUCACCAAACACCAGCACCAGGAACAACCUGCAACUGCCCCGUAGCCAAUCCCACCAAUGGCGGACUGGACCCUGGGGCGCGUGCUCCAGCACAUGUGCAGGAGGUUUCCAGCGGCGUGUGGUGGUUUGCCAGGAUGAGAACGGCUACCCUGCCAACAGCUGUGAGGAUCGCAGUCGGCCCAGUGAGCAGCGAUCCUGCGAGUCAGGACCAUGUCCUCAGUGGAUCUAUGGCAACUGGGGAGAGUGCACCAAGCCAUGUGGAGGUGGGAUAAAGACGAGGCUGGUGGUGUGUCAGCGUCCAAACGGCGAGCGUUUCAAUGAUCUGAGCUGCGAGAUCCAUGACAAGCCACCAGAUCGUGAGCAGUGCAAUACUCAGCCAUGCCCGUCUAGCCCCCAAUGGAGCACAGACCCAUGGAGCUCGUGCUCAGCGUCCUGUGGAAGAGGUGUCAAGUCCCGUAAGGUGAGCUGUGUGACCGGUUCAGGUCGCCCGGUGCCGGAGGAAAACUGCCUGCACCUGUCCCCCAAACCCAGCAAGCAGAGGCGCUGCCGAGGUGGGCGAUGCCCCAAGUGGAAAACUGGCAACUGGGGAGAGUGCUCCGCGUCCUGCGGCGACGGCGUCCGGCGGCGAGAGGUCUUGUGCCAGGUCGGCGAGCGACGCGGCGCGCCGGAGAGCGGCUGCUCCGCGCGCGCCCGCCCGGCGUCCGGCCAGAGCUGCCGGGUGGGCGACUGUCCCGCCCGGCACCGGUGGAGAGAGGGAGGCUGGCAGACGUGUAGUAAGUCAUGCGGAGCGGGCCACAGGCGACGAGCCUUGCAGUGCGUUGACCACAACCAGCAGGAGGUCCACGAGAUGUACUGUGUGAACCAGAUCCGACCUCCAGACGUAGAGGGCUGCAACACCCACGCCUGUGAAUUCAUCUGGAUCAAAGGGGAAUGGACUGAGUGCUCGGCCAGCUGUGGCCGGGGCUACCGCCGGCGUCUGGUCUCCUGCAGCGAGGUGCAUGUGGAGAAUGACAGCUAUGAGUACGGCCAUCAGUCUUUGUCCAACUGCCCCGGGACCCCUCCUGAGAGCUACAUGCCUUGUAAUGUGGACCCGUGCGUGCCCCCACAGGAGUGGAGGGUUGGAACCUGGGGAGUGUGUUCGGCGAGCUGUGGCGACGGAGAGAUGGAGAGGACGGUGCAGUGUGUCUCCGCAGAUGGUCAAGAAAGCAAUGGGUGUUCUCCAGACGCCAAGCCAGAGGCCAGAAAAGUCUGCAGAAAUCCAAGCUGCCAUUUGCCCUCCAGCUGUCAGGAGGUCCAGAGUAUUAACGGCCCCCUCCCGGACAGCGAACACUUUCUCAACAUUCAAGGAAAAGCACUCAAGGUAUACUGCGCAGGAAUGCAGACAGAGACGCCGCAGGAGUACCUCACCUUGGUGAUGGGAGAAGGGGAGAAUUUUUCCGAGAUCUUUGGCUUCAGGCUCAAUGACCCCACCCAGUGCCCAGCGAAUGGCUCCAGAAGGGCAGACUGUGACUGUCGGAGAGACUACACCUCUGCUGGCAUCACCACCUUCUCCAAAGUUCGCCUGGACAUCAGCGAGAUGAACAUCAUCACUACAGACUGGAAGUUUGCCGUCACCCGCGAAGGCAGAAAAGUGCCGUUUGCAACAGCUGGAGACUGCUACAGCGCCGCCCGCUGUCCACAGGGUCAAUUCAGGAUCAACCUCUCAGGAACAGGUUUACAGGUGGCCGAGGACACCUCGUGGAUCUCACGGGGCAAUUAUGCAGUGGCUGAUGUACGGAAAUCACAGGAUGGCAGCAGAGUGUCAGGAAUCUGUGGAGGCUACUGUGGCAAAUGUACACCGUCCUCUGGCUCCAGUCUGCCAGUAACAGUGGAAUUGACCUAACACUGUCGAAAAGCAUUUACUCCCAUUCAUCUCAGCAGUCGUCGUGCGAUGCUCGUCGUGUCAACGCAUCCCUCCUCUCUGGUGCUACAGUCAACUUAGAGCUCAAAGCCGUCCUCCACAUGACCUCUUUUUACACCCAUGUGUGUAUACUGUAAAUUAAUCUGCUGUAAGUACUGUACAUAGCAGGGUAAAAAUGUUCUAUUUAUUGUACUCUUCAUUUAUUUUUGUAUUCUAAUGUGUAAUUUGAAAGUUCUGUUGUCAGUAGUGAACAGUUGCCAUUUAGCUGAUUGUUUUUUGGGGGGUUUUUUUGCCAUAAUGUGCCUUCCAUGUUGGAUAUUUGCCAGUUGGACUUUGUUGUACUGUCGUUACUCCACAGUGCAUGUGUUAUAGCCAUAUGUUACUCUUUGGACCAAUAUAAUAAGUUGUGUUUGAUGUAAUGAUGUUACAGUGGUAUUGUUCCUAUUGUUUAUGUGCAGCAAGUUGUUUCUAAUCAGUGGGUCUUUUUUUUUAUUGAUCAAUUCGAGACUUCUGGACACAUGCACAGGGUCUAGAAUCCUGGACUUUGUUCUAGCAAGCAGCUCUUUUGAAAUUACUUUUUUCUAUUUUAUUUCAAAUCUUUGAAUGUAUAACUUAGUCAAAUGUCACCAGUCCAGAGAUCCUUCCAGUAGCAAGUGGCCUUUCAUAAGCUGUGAGCAAAUUCACCCAGCCUUUGGUCCACUUGGUGCCUACAGUCGCCGGUGCGGCCUGCUCGCUUCCCAUCCCAGCCCAGUGAACUUCUGACGCGUUGUGUUUGCGGCCGAUCAUGCUCUAACCCAGGUUUCCAAAACACCGGAUUGUGUCCGGGCUGCACCGUCCGGCUGUUCACUGCAGCUGCAGAUCCGUGUCCCGUCAGAUAGGCAGAGAGGAGCGCGCAGGCUUGGGAACUGUAGCACAUUCUCAUCAAGGGGGGCGUACCAGGGUCAGCUGCGACAAUAACACACAGCAGGGAAAAGCCAGGUGUCGCUGCCACGACACCAACACCAGCGUUCAUAAAACGCAGCCAUAUUCAGACUGUAAUUUCACAUUUAUUUGAUGUGGGAGAAGUCACUCUGGGUAUAAAGACGAUUCCUUUUCUUUUUUAGUUAGUAGAAAUUACUUGUGAGUUCGAUGAUAUGCAUCCUGAAGUAUUUUGGUACAUGUUAUGAAGAUCUUGAGUUCAGGGCAGUAGGAAGACACUGUGUGUGUGUGUGUGUGUCCGUGUGUGCUCAUGCAAUGGGUUGUCUCAGAUCCAGGGUGGAGGUUUAUUCAUUCACAAACACACUGAGGCAUAACAAAUAGAUGCACACACACACGCACACACACACACACAUCACUGGCUCACGAGGAGAAGGUUGUAGGUUAAAAGAACCGCCGAGUGUAUGCCGCCAGACAUCGGAGAGACCAGAAUUCCUCUGUGUAUCUCUCAGGUACAUGUAGCGUGCAGUGACCGGCGAGAGCCAUUAGCCUUGCAGCUUUUCACCGAGCAGGCAGGUUAAAAACUUAUCAGGAGCAGCUUGAAAGAGACUUUGCCUCAGGCCGCUAGAAAAUUCCAGUAGACACUCCGAAAUAUAACGAACGGGACGGGCCCCGGAGACACCUCUCCAGCUGCUGAGCUCACAGGCCCCGCAGCACGACUUCUGUCCAGAUGCUGUUGCCUCGUGUACCUCACAUUUUUCUCUUCCAUCUUUUUAAAAAAAAAAAGAUCUUUCCAAACUGUUCAUAUUAAUAAGCUCCCGUUUAGAGCAAUCUGACUUGUUCUUUGUGACAAUAUCAGGGUUUUUUGUUUUGUUUUUUCAAUUUUGUGUAUGUCAGUUUUUGCAUCUCAUUAAUCAGUGCUAUGCAGUUUUUUAAACACACGAGAAGAACUUAUUCUUCACCUUCUUUAAGCCUUAGUCAGAGUAGGCAUGUAGGAUGCAUUUCAUAUGAAUGUACCCACAUGAAGCCAUAUGUGCUUUUAUAAGCCUUUUUGUUUGGUGCUCUUUCAGUGCCAUGUGUGAUAAUGUGCCGGCUUCAGCCAAAGGGAACUACACCAGUAUGAAAUGAUGUCCAAAAGCACGGGGAGGUCAACAUUUUGUGUCUUUACUUAGAACCACAAAUGAAAAGUGCACUUGUCAGAAUCUAGUUCAGUCCACAGAGUUCUCAGGUGUCAUACAGUAAAUGAAGGGAUUAUGAUGAUAUUUAUGUGUAUUUAACGUAUUUGUCACAUGCUUAUCAGGUCACUGAAUGUGUAUCAACGAAGUUUCACUAUCUAAACUGUCAUUUUAUAUGCAAUAUUUAUUUUAAUUUUUGUUUUUCAUGUGAAUGUACAUAGGCAUUAAUGAUUAUGAAUAACCGUGCAGUAUUGCCAUUCAAUGAACCGUCUGGCAACACAUUAUCUGUUUUGUGAAUACAUGUAUUUAUAUGUUUGUAAUAUCUGCAUCAAUGGUAUUAACAGAUUUUGGUGCUGCCAUUAUGAGAAGCAUGAUUUAUGAUCUGAUGAGGCAAUGAUAAGAAGGAAAUAAAAUGCCUGUCUGCUUCUCACACUA
Molecule: messenger RNA, 8646 nt
Organism: Scophthalmus maximus (turbot)
Lineage: Eukaryota; Metazoa; Chordata; Actinopteri; Pleuronectiformes; Scophthalmidae
Product: A disintegrin and metalloproteinase with thrombospondin motifs 9-like
Exons: 40
Coding region: 266-6103 (1945 amino acids)
Biological process (GO): extracellular matrix organization; proteolysis
Cellular component (GO): extracellular matrix
Molecular function (GO): zinc ion binding; metalloendopeptidase activity
Source: RefSeq, a predicted model, not a curated record